Cynara cardunculus var. scolymus (artichoke) is the source of this 1279-nucleotide messenger RNA. RefSeq names its product GDT1-like protein 4. The coding region runs from base 283 to 972 and encodes 229 amino acids. The record is from RefSeq and is a predicted model, not a curated record. Gene Ontology annotation, biological process: calcium ion transmembrane transport; Golgi calcium ion homeostasis; Golgi calcium ion transport. Gene Ontology annotation, molecular function: manganese ion transmembrane transporter activity; calcium ion transmembrane transporter activity. The transcript is spliced from 13 exons. NCBI's taxonomy places the organism in Eukaryota, Viridiplantae, Streptophyta, Magnoliopsida, Asterales, Asteraceae. Gene Ontology annotation, cellular component: Golgi apparatus.
ACGCAAUACGACUGUGUGCACAAAGCGUACCUUUCUUGAUCUCACAAGCACACAGCCCCCUCUUCCCAGAUUCUCUCGUACCUCCUCCUGCUCUCAUUUUUCGCACUGGACGGAUUCGGCUGCCGAUUCCCAUUUCAUAUCUCCACCCACUCCCGCAUCUAAAAUCACACUUUCAUUUCUUCAUAAUCACCUUCAUAUCUCUUCCAUAAUUAACUCAACCAUUUCUUCUUGUUUCUCCACAAAAAGGGUUUCUCCUUUUGUUGUUCUUGGACAACACCCAUCAUGAGCUUAUCAAUUCUUCAAGGGUUUAGCAAGUCCCUUGCGAUGACUGUGCUCUCUGAAAUCGGAGACAAGACAUUUUUCGCAGCUGCGAUUUUGGCGAUGCGUCACCCCAGGCGAUAUGUUUUGGCAGGCUGCCUUUCAGCUUUAAUCGUUAUGACUAUUCUGUCUGCUGCUGUUGGCUGGGCUGCUCCAAACCUGAUCUCGAGAACAUUGACUAAGCAUAUAGCUACUAUAUUGUUUUUGGGGUUCGGGCUAUGGUCUAUUUGGGAUGCAUUUCAUGGAGGGGAGUCAGAGGAAUUGGCUGAAGUCGAAGCGGAAUUGGAUGCUGAUUUAAAAGCUAGCAGUGGAGCAACUAGAGGGAAUGACAAGGUUGAUCAUGAUGCUAAAAAGAAGAAAAACAGGCCGUUCUUUGCUCAAUUCUUCUCACCCAUUUUUCUGAAGGCAUUCUCUAUUACUUUCUUUGGUGAGUGGGGUGACAAAAGCCAGCUAGCUACCAUUGGACUGGCUGCAGCUGAGAACCCGCUCGGUGUUGUCCUUGGAGGAAUUUUAGGGCAAGCUUUGUGUCAGACUGCUGCUGUCUUUGGAGGGAAGAGCUUGGCAACACAGAUAUCUGAAAAAUUCAUUGCACUAUCGGGUGGAAUUCUAUUCAUAGUGUUUGGAAUCCAGUCAUUCUUUUCAACGGUUGAGUGAUGAUGAUUCAGGGGAUAGUGGGAAUGAUGAUAGGAAAGGGGUUCUUGAAGAAUAGAGAGUAAGUUUGAUUGAUAAUUUGAAAGAAGCCGUUGAAAACAAGGCUACAUUUAUGGUGGUUGAUGAAUGUGUAUGGCUUCUGCCACCCCUUGAAGCUUUAUCUUGAUAUCACAUGUUCUGCAUCUUUAGACAAUGAAAUUGUGUGUUGCAAAACAGCUAAUUGGGUGAUUCUAAAUGAAACCCUUCUCUACAUGUUAUUUGAACCUCUUUUGCGUACAUUAACAUCAAAUUAAUCUUUUUACAUUUUCAA